AUGUACAACGCCGGCUUAAUUAAAUCUAUUGACUCGUUAAAUCUUCAAUUUACCACUUCAUCGGAAGUCGCUGCAAUUCAUUCAACAUAUUUGGUUGUCGAUUGUGGUGGAGAGGCUGUAGACUUAACAGUUAGAAAAUUACUAUCAAACGAUCGAAUAGCAGAAAAAACUGAGCGAUCCGGUGAUUAUUGUGGUAAUACCUACGUUGAUGACGAGUCCUGA
Ambispora leptoticha is the source of this 222-nucleotide messenger RNA. The record is from the annotation of a GenBank genome assembly. Lineage: Eukaryota; Fungi; Glomeromycota; Glomeromycetes; Archaeosporales; Ambisporaceae.